Molecule: messenger RNA, 651 nt
Organism: Suillus fuscotomentosus
Lineage: Eukaryota; Fungi; Basidiomycota; Agaricomycetes; Boletales; Suillaceae
Exons: 7
Coding region: 1-651 (216 amino acids)
Biological process (GO): ubiquitin-dependent protein catabolic process
Cellular component (GO): proteasome regulatory particle, lid subcomplex
Molecular function (GO): structural molecule activity
Source: RefSeq, a predicted model, not a curated record
AUGCUUGAUCGACUAUUCGAGCCCUACAUCACAUCCAUCCUCCACAUUCUGUUGACUCAAAUUCGCUAUACUAAACGCCUCGUUGCAUCUUGGAUCUUUGAUCGCGAUGGGAUAGAGAACACUCGUAACCCAUUUGCGUUCCUUGCCCAUUACACGACUGCAUACCCAUAUUUCUAUGAGAAUUUCGAGAACAUGUCAUCGCAGGAUGACCCAGCAGCGCUGAAUGCACUCAAGUACAUGCUUUUGUGCAAGGCCAUGUUGAAUAUGCCCGAAGAUCUAACAUCACUUCUCUCUAUCAAGCUUGCGGUGAAAUAUGCUCAGCUCCACGAGAUCGAGAGCAAGGCCCUUCGGGAUUACAAACGUGAACUCUCGUCCGACCCUACUAUUGGCUUACAUCUUGCAGCGCUUUACAAUGCCCUUCUCCAGUUGCUGCGUAUCAUUGAGCCGCACUCGAUGGUAGAGAUUGACUACAUUGCCAAGCAGGUCGGGCAAGGACGGCAGGAUGCUGAGGCCAAGCUAUCUCAGAUGAUCUUGGACAAGGCGUUCCACGGCGUGCUGGAUCAGGGACAAGGAUGCCUGAUCAACACGUACGGUGCAGCAUUUGGGACCCUGGAACAAGUUAGCAAGCACAUCGGGGUUGUCAAUAUUUAG